GCCGAGUGUGCGGCGCAGCACCCGGAAGCUGGAAAAUUAGGAGAGCUGCUUGUUCUCCUCAUUGGCCAUCUGAUGAGACGCUCUGGCAUCCCCGGCAGCCGGUAACCUCCAAUGUGGGGUCUUAUACAGGGAGUCUGCUCCCUACGUGACCCAGCACCAUAGUCACAUGACAGCCCUGCAACAGGUGGCAAUUACCUCAUUAGACUGAGCCAAACAAAUUUAAAAGAACGUGAUAAUGGAGAAACACCAGGACGAGAUCCUGUUUGACUUUAAACAUAAAGCUCUCGGGGAAGAAGAUGACAUCUGUACAAAGGUGGUCCAGGAUUUUAAAGACGAGGAAAAGCCUACAGAUAUGUGCAGAGAUGGAUCCAGUAACACAAAUACACCAGAGAGGUUCUCAAGUCCUCAUUAUUCCUGGGAUAGCUCAGAUGAAAAUCAGGAUGCCCUGCUGGAUGAUCAGAGUAAGGAUUUGGUUAUUGUUAAAGUAGAAGAUAUAGACGAUGAUGAGGAGUAUGUGAGGGGAGACCUACUAUGGAAGGAGGAGGAAAGUCCUUCAUAUACAAACACAGAUGAGCAUGAUGAUAUCCCAGAGCAGCACUCAAGUCUAUAUCAUUACACUGAAGAUGAUGACCUCAGACAUCUACCAUCUGAUCCCUCUAAUCUUGAGAACUUGAAUAUUAUUACAUGUAGCAUUGAUGAUGACAAAGUAUAUGCUUGCUCUGAAUGCGGAAAAAGAUUCAAGCAGAAAUCACACCUUCUCCGACAUCAAUUAAUUCACACUGGAGAAAAGCCAUUUUCUUGUCCUGAUUGCGGAAAAUGUUUUCCACAGAAAGCCAAACUCAUUUUGCAUCAGAGAACUCAUACCGGGGAGAAGCCUUUCCCUUGUCCUGUGUGCGGGAAACGUUUCACAAUUAAAUCAAAUCUUGAUGCCCAUCAGAUCGUCCACACGGGGGAGAAGCCGUUCCCUUGUUUGGAGUGUGGAAAAUGCUUUACAAAAAAAUCCAAUCUUAUUAGUCACCAGAGAAUUCACACUGGCGAGCAGCCAUUUUCAUGUUCGGAAUGUGGGAAAAGUUUUACCCAAAAAACUGCUCUUCUCAAACACCAGAGAAUCCACACGGGUGAGCUGCCUUUCUUCUGUUCUCAUUGCGGGAAAUAUUUCAGAAAUAAAUCAAAUCUUGAUAAUCAUCUAAAGGUCCACACUGGCGAGCAUCCUUAUUCAUGUUCUGAAUGUGGAAAAGGCUUUGUCCAAAGAGCUAAACUUGUCCAGCAUCUGAGAGUCCACACAGGGGAAAAGCCAUUUACUUGUUUGGUGUGCGGAAAGUGUUUCACAAUGAAAUCGAGCCUCGAUGUGCAUCAGGAGGUUCACAAUGGUCAAGACACGUUGUCUUGUCCUGACUGCGGGAAAUAUUUUAAACGCAAGUCUAAUCUUAUAAUACACCAGAGAAUGCACACAGGCGAAGAGCUCUUCUCAUGUAUGGCAUGUGGAAAGGGUUUUACACGUAAAGAAACUCUCGCUAAACAUCAGCGGACUCACACGGGGGAGAGACCAUUUCCUUGCACCGAAUGUGGACGAUGCUUCACUCAGAAGUCUCAUCUCAUUAAACAUCAGCAGCUUCACAUAUAUCCCAACACUGUUGGCGAGUCUAGUGAGUCUGCAAGCGAGAAAUAGUUUCUUCAGAAAUUCCUUUACUUUCUCGACACCACAGAAACAAACGCACACACAGAAAUCAGACUAAGGCCUCUUUCCAACGAGCAUAUUGAAAUCCGUCAGUACUGGUUCUGGAUUAUGCACGGAUUCCUGAUGAUAUACACAUGUCUAUAUACAUAUUUACAUGCGUAUGCUUUCCCUCCCUGUAUUUUUGAAGCCCUCCCACAGACUGUAAUAGAUGUAUUUGGAAACAAAUACGCACAAAACUCAGAUAUGCUGCAGAUUUCAAAUACUGAUGGAAAUUAUACACCCAUGUGAAUAGCCCAGUCUAUAUACUAAUUGCAAAUACGCUUGUGUGAAAGUGGCCAUAGACUGAUUUUUCAUUUCUUAGUGGACCUCAUGAUGGUAUUUUCUUACAAAAGCAAGUUUAAAAGCUUCUGUUGUUAGGGUGAAUUCACUUUUAGUUCUACUGUCCCAUUCAUUUGGCAGACACAACCCACUUCGGAUGUACAGUAUGAAACGGAUUUUCAGUUGCAGACAUUUCAGUCAUGUGAAAAUACAUGUAAAAGGGUGCUACCACACUACAUAUUUUUGACUUGGCUUUUGAGUGAAAUUCUUGCAAGUAUUUUUGGGGUGGUGUUUUUUUAUGACUUUUUUUCUAUCGAGAAGUCACAGGGUAAGGGCUCAUACAUACGACCGUUUGUAUUUUGCCGUUUGCAAAAAAUACUUCCGUGUGCAUUCCGUAUUUUGCCAAACGGAACAGCUGGCCCCUAAUAGAACAGUGCUAUACUUGUCCUUAAUGCGGACAAUAAUAAGACAUGUUCUAUCUCUUUGCGGAACGGACAUACAG
Molecule: messenger RNA, 2498 nt
Organism: Bufo gargarizans (Asiatic toad)
Lineage: Eukaryota; Metazoa; Chordata; Amphibia; Anura; Bufonidae
Product: zinc finger protein OZF-like
Exons: 5
Coding region: 236-1669 (477 amino acids)
Source: RefSeq, a predicted model, not a curated record